AAAUUCGGAAAUACAACGACAACAUUAGUUUUGUUUAUACGAAUAGUGUCAUCAAUCAAGCCGGGAAAAUAUCAUUCUGAGUUUUCUAUUUAAUUUCAUUAUAUUUUCUGAUAUAGCACCGAACAAAUUAAAUUGUUAUCAAAAAUUAAACGUUUCGUAAUGACGGACGAAUCGAAUGAAAGAGUUAAUACAGAUAGAUAUUACACCAAUCAGUAUCUUCACAUUACCGACCUAUCUAAGGUUUCAACGCUUCCUACUAAAACUAAUAUAUUAACCGAAGCAAACAAAUUGCUCAAACGAUUUGAAAAGGAUCUGAUAAAAUUGGAAUGUUCAGUUGACUAUGGAUCUGACUACUCUGUCUACACCGGAACGACUGGUGUUGUUGCACUAUAUUGGCUGAUUGCCAGCUUGAACUUGAGUCAAGAUUCGGACUCUGUCAACCAAGUGGAAGCGAAACGAUUUAUGGAAAAGAGAUUGGAAAAACAACAAGAAUCACUGGCACGAAUUGAAAGAAUUUUACCAAAAUUGAAACGAAAACGAAUGUCAUUCUUAGCUGGUGAUGCAGGUCCUUUAUCCAUGGCAGUAAUUAUUUAUCACGAAGCUAAUGAAACAGAAAAAGCAAAAUUUUAUUGGAAGAAGCUCUUGGAACUUGGAAACAUGGUUUUCGAAAAAGACGGUAGUACUCCAAUCUGUAAUGAAAUCCUAUAUGGAAGAGCUGGUUACCUUUACUCCCUCUUACUAGUGAGAAAAUUGGUUUCUCAGUAUAACGACGAUACUAUCACAAAAAGGGUUGUUGACCGUUUGAUAGAUGAAGGAAGAACGGACAGAACCGAUUCCGAUGGAGUGCUGUACUAUGAAUGGCAUGACAAAUGCUAUCUUGGUGCAGCUCAUGGAAUAUCUGGAAUUAUGUACAUUCUCCUGAAGGCUCACUCAUUUCUGGAUUCAGCACAGAUUACAUACGUUCGAAAGACUGUAGAUUGGCUCCUAGGUCAAUGUUUUUCUUCCGGAAAUUUGAGAUCAUCACUAGGGUCCAAAGAUGAUAAAUUGGUUCAUUGGUGUCAUGGAGCUCCUGGUGCCAUAUAUAUGUUCCUGGAAGCUUACAAAUUAUUUGGUGACAACCAAUAUCUAAAUGCCGCGAUUCAGUCGGCUGAUGUUAUUUGGAAGAGGGGAGUGCUGAAGAAAAGUUAUAGUUUGUGUCAUGGAGUAGCUGGUAAUGCGUACGCUUUUAUGGCUACUUAUGAACAGACGAAAGACGAAAAAUAUUUGGAACAGGCUUUCAUAUUUGUUCAAUGGUGCUUUGAUUAUGGAACAGCUAGCACAGCAACACCUGAUCGACCACUCUCACUAUUCGAAGGAUUAGCUGGAGUGAUAUACAUGCUAUUCGAUUUUGCGGGCAGUUCACCAAAGUUUCCUGCAUUUCAAUUGUAAUAAUCCAUCAUUAUCAAAUACAAUUGUGUAAUGAAAGCACAGAACGGCUUAUGAAUUCAAGGAAGUCA
Messenger RNA from Bradysia coprophila, 1496 nucleotides. Its product is annotated as lanC-like protein 2. The record is from RefSeq and is a predicted model, not a curated record. Gene Ontology annotation, cellular component: plasma membrane. Gene Ontology annotation, biological process: carbohydrate metabolic process; peptide modification. Lineage: Eukaryota; Metazoa; Arthropoda; Insecta; Diptera; Sciaridae.